AUGAAUAUCAGUAAUACAACAAUUCAAACAGGCCAUCAUCAUCAUCAUCAUCAAAACACAACGUCGAAUGCAAGCUCAUUAUCAAAUCAACAAUCAUACCAUCACACAAACUCAGUGACAAUACAACAAGGUCAACAUCAAAGAGCAGUCGUCAAUCAAAAUCCAAGUGUUCAUAGAUUUCAGACUCCUGAUGAGAACCCAUGGUUAUUACAAUCGUCACAACCGGGACCCAUUCCACCUCAACGACAACAUAAGAGAUUAGCAGCAAAUUCGUCGGUUGGUGGUCAUCCAUCUUCUAUUACUUCAUCCUCUCAGACAUCUAAGUCACUUAUAAGUCAACAUCCACAAUCUAUUAACAAUUCUACCUAUAAUCAACCUGUAUACCUUACGAGUACAGCACAAACUCAAACAACACCUGGUUUAGCUCCUCAAGUAGCAUUACAUCCACAAAUCUCACCAAAAUCGCCAAGUCAAAGUUUUCCACAACCUACCGCCACCGGUUUUAAUUUAAUGUCAACAUCUCUUAGUGGUAACAGUUCGAAUAUGAAUCAUAUGUCACAAUUACAUCACGUUGCCAAUUUAAGCAAUAACAAUAAUAAUAGUGCUAGUAAUAAUAAUAAUAAUAGUAACUUUGAUGAUUUAAACCUAAACGGUUCGUCUUCCAACAAUACGUCGAGUCUUAAAAAAUUGGAAAUGAAAUUAAACUCAAUGCCAUGGUUUUAUGGAAGUAUAACUCGAGAUGAAGCCGAACGUUUACUACAGCCGCGCGAAGAGGGAUUAUUUUUAGUAAGAGAGUCAACCAAUUAUCCAGGGGAUUAUACACUGUGCGUAUGUUUUCAAGAGAAAGUUGAGCACUAUCGAGUGAAAUAUCAUGAUAAGAAACUCACGAUUGAUGAUGAGGAAUAUUUUGAUAAUCUAAGUCAACUUGUGGCACAUUAUGAGCAAGAUGCUGAUGGUCUAUGUACGCAAUUGAUGAAGCCAUUAGAAAAGUCUCAUGGACUUUCGUACAUGGACUCAACUGAUUUUAUAGCUCAAGGAUGGGUCAUCCCAGAGAAGGAUUUGCAACUUAAAGAGAGUAUUGGUAAAGGUGAAUUUGGUGAUGUGAUGCUAGGUUAUUUAAAAGGUGAACGAGUUGCCGUGAAAAUGCUUAAAGACUCAACAGCAGCUGCACAGAAAUUUUUAGCAGAAGCAUCCGUAAUGACAACACUAGAACAUAAAAAUCUUGUGAAAUUUCUUGGUUUAGUAUUGAAUAAACAACAUAUUUAUCUUGUCACUGAAUAUAUGAGUAAGGGUUCAUUAGUCGAUUAUUUAAGAUCCAGAGGACGUCAACAUAUCACAAGGAAAGAUCAAAUUAAUUUUGCAAGUGACACAUGUUCAGGAAUGGAAUAUCUUGAAGCAAAGAAGGUUGUUCAUAGGGAUUUAGCGGCAAGAAAUGUACUUAUCUCAGAAGAUUGUGUGGCUAAAGUUGCAGAUUUUGGAUUAGCUCGAGAGGAGUGCAUUAAUAGUACAGAUAUAGGGAAAUUACCUAUCAAAUGGUCCGCACCAGAAGCUUUAAAAAGUGGCCGAUUUUCAAACAAAAGUGAUAUUUGGAGCUUCGGAAUUUUAUUGUGGGAAAUUUAUUCAUUUGGUCGUGUUCCAUAUCCGAGAAUUCCACUUGCCGAGGUCACAAGGCACGUAGAAGCAGGAUAUAAAAUGGAAGCUCCCGAGGGAUGUCCAACAGAAAUUUAUGAUAUGAUGAAACAGUGUUGGGAUUUGAAUCCUAUUAAGAGACCAACAUUUAAAGAGCUUGCAUUGAAACUUCAUCAAUUGAAGGCAAAUACAACGUAA
This is a messenger RNA of Chironomus riparius, 1827 nucleotides long. NCBI's taxonomy places the organism in Eukaryota, Metazoa, Arthropoda, Insecta, Diptera, Chironomidae. The record is from the annotation of a GenBank genome assembly.